CUAAAGGACCCUGAGAUGGAAAUGCCAGGAAAGCCAGCUGCAGACCUUGGGCAGACCCUGGAGCGGCUGAGGGAGGAGCUGGCCGAGAUGCAGAUCCAGGACCAACAGCUGUUGCUCGAACUGAGGCAUCUGCACAUCCUCCUGGAGGAGCUUCGAGCUGAAAGCACCCACUGGGAGGACACGAGGCCCAGCAGAAGCACAUCACCUUUCCGAGCGAGGCUGGGAUCAGAGGGCAGGGCCUGCCAGCCUGUGCCAAGGCAACUGACCCAGCUGCUCCGAGGAGAAAAGAACAGGCGAAGCUCCCUUCCUUAACAAGCCAGGGAAUGCUCAUCAAACCCUCCUACCAUUAAUAUAAAUUGUGUGUCGGCUGUGUGUCCUUGAAUCUGUCACUUC
Molecule: messenger RNA, 393 nt
Organism: Arvicanthis niloticus (Nile rat)
Lineage: Eukaryota; Metazoa; Chordata; Mammalia; Rodentia; Muridae
Gene: C2H20orf202
Product: chromosome 2 C20orf202 homolog
Source: RefSeq, a predicted model, not a curated record